GAUAUUAGCGACGUGUUCCUGCCGGGAGGAGAGAAUGGUUCAGUACCCGUAUACGAUACAUGUGACGAGAUACGCGGAAGACCAACGCGUAUCUCAGGAAGCCCAGAGUUACACAGGCGCAGUUUUGCCGUGGUAUUUGCGCCCACUAACAUUCAGGCCUUUCAGCUAACUCGGUUCCGCUCUGCUAAGGGUCAUAGAGCUGGCACGAAGUCUAUUAUUUUCUAUGGUGCUUACGUGAUUUUCGAGGAGAUCCGCAUCAAACAGGGCAAAUGCAAGAGCAAAUACAGGCAGGAAAUAGAUAGGCUAUGA
Truncatella angustata is the source of this 309-nucleotide messenger RNA. RefSeq lists its product as uncharacterized. Lineage: Eukaryota; Fungi; Ascomycota; Sordariomycetes; Amphisphaeriales; Sporocadaceae. The annotation marks the transcript as partial. The record is from RefSeq and is a predicted model, not a curated record. The transcript has 2 exons.